AUCAAAGCAAGGAAACCUUUGCGUGUUUAGCGGAUCAGCUGUCUGCAUUUUAACACUUUCGCAGUCAUGUAGAAUAUGAUGAGGAUCUCUAGUCAGCUAUUGAGGUCAAGGACAACUCAACCGUUACAGCUCGUUGAAUACUUGGAUUUAUCUAAUCUUGGACUAGUAUCCCUGGAAAGACUCGAACUAUGCCCAAAGCUUCAGACCUUGAUCGUCCGUGGAAAUCGAAUUGAAGCUGUACCCGAUUUGAGAUGCUAUUCGCAACUGUGGAAAAUUGACCUCGCUAACAACGUGGUGAGAAGUUUGGAAGGUUUGUUUUCGGUUGCUGCCUUUGGAACACUGAUCUUAGCUAAUAAUGACCUUGACUGGAUUGAGUUGCAAAAAAUGCGGCAUGUUCAUAUACUUGACCUCAGUCUCCAUGGAAACCACAAACUGGAGAUGGAUGCUUAUUAUAGGAUGCAUGUUAUCGACAUUCUUCCCCUGGUUUGGAUGCUUGAUGGGCGUAUUAUAACUUCUGCAGAACGUGCCCAAGUGGAACAGUUCUUCAAGGAUUCUGCACUUUCUGAUAGACCUGUGAGGCACAAGCUUCCUAAGAACCAGUUUGUUCCAUCAUCAUUAAAAAAUGUCUCAGUGACAGGUGUUUUUGGGCAAAAGAGAGAACACUUGAUGAGAAGAUUCCCUAUAAAAGAAAAACUGAAUGUUGAUCUUGAUAAGCGACGACUUUUGUACCUGGCAUACAGCCUCCAGCAAGAGGUGAACCUUUACGUGAAAAGCAAUAUGAAAGGGAAGGUAAAACCAUCACUGCUUAUAGAAAAUUUAAUCAACUACAGAAAUGAAGACAAAGAAAGGUGUAACAUGCUGUUGCUGAUGUUAGUGGCAUCUCUGGAAUUUGCGAUACCUUCACUGCUUGUUCAGCAAACUCUUGAUAUUACAAGACUUCGAAAAAUAAGAAAUGUUGAUACCAUGGAUGUGUUUAUGCUCCCUCGGGAUGUCAGAUGCAGAGUGAUAUCUUUGCUUCUUGGUGCUGUUAAGAUUGAGCAUGAUCAACACAUAGAUGGUGGAUUGUACAACAGGCUGUACCUGUGCCUUUAUGAUCUUGUUGCUGAUCUGGUCAGACUCGCUAAUGGAGACAGUAUAGCUAAAUACCAAGCAACACGGCGAAGGCUGGAUUCAAGGAAAGCUGGUUACAGAUGCUUGUUGGCAUCAGAAGUGGUUCAGCUUCUCUGUAUUGUACCUGUCUUCUUUGACUUCAUUGGAAAAGACCCUGGUGUUUUGGACUUGAUAAUUGUAGCCACCAAAGAUGAGAUGAUUGGUGAGAGGAUUAGGUCACUGAGCUGGAAAAUGCAGUCUGCGGGGGGAGGAAUAAACAGAGUGUCCAGAGAAGUUGCCGAGUAUCUCCUGGAACGUGUGAAACAGGCUAAUGCAACUUUGUCAGGAAAAAAGGGCACAGACCAUGGAAGGCUUAUAAAAGCUGAGCAACAAAUGCGCAGUGCAGAGCCAAGUUAUGUCAUAAGUUCAAAACGGCUUUUGAAGACAAGCCAUGAGAGACCUCAGUCUUGUAUAGGAUUAAUCUGGUCAAAACUAGAGAGGUACAACAUGCCCAGUGGGUCAAAAAACAGAGCCAUGUCUGCUGUUGGUGUUAAAACAAGCCAAAAGGCAGGUUUAAUGAGAAAAAGGAUCAAGUCAGCUGGGAGAAAACCUGUACUUGGUGACAGGGUAGAGGUUGGCCAUCAGGCAUAUGGGCGCCUUGUAGCUAUUCCAGAGUCAGACAUGGGCUUGGUUCAGUUGGAGACUAUAGCAGCUCCCAAGUUCCAGCAGGCAGACUAUCCUAUCAGUUAUCUGGAUCAGCAGUUCCUGUAUGUGGGCUUUGCUGAUAUCAACUGGGAUUGUGCAUCAGAGACAUGGAGACAGUCUUAUUCAAAAGGUUUCAUGGAAAGUGUUGGUCGAAAAGGAUCAAGAGGAACAACACUUGAAGGAUGUCACAACAGGGAAGAAGUUGCACAAUUUCUAUCAGAUGCUAUCAGACAGAAUCUCCAACUCAGAGUUGAUCUAUCAGCGGCUCACAAUACUGAUACUAUAUCAGACAUUGGCGAACCUGUAGCAACAGGAGAGACUGUAAUCACAGAUCAUGUGAGAUCAAUUGUAAGAGAGUGCUUGCAAGAAGCAGAUGUAAAGUGGACAAGCUCUUAUCAACCUGAUAUUAAUGACAAUCAUAUGUAUGAUACAACAGGAAAUGAUGAGCAGCCUUUGGAGGAGAAUGCUGACAACUUGUCCAUCCCUGUUGUUGCGUCAGAGGUGACGGCUCAUGCUGAUUCAGAAUCUAACAAAGAUUGUGAAGUGUUAGAUGACAAUACUGAGGUGAACAGAAGAGAAAGUGAAGAAAAUUUACUCCUAAUGAAGGAUGAAUGCCAUGGCAUUGCUUUAGAUGAUCUUGGCUCAGAAAGUGCACAGUACUUUCCUGUCAGUUCCAAAGAAAUAGAGGAAAUGGUCUCUUACGCAAGCUCAGAAAGUGCACAGUACUUUCCUGUCGUUUCCAGAGGAUCAGAGGAAAUGAUCUCUCACACAGAACAUGCCAGAAUAAAUGCAUGGAAGACACCUGAAGUAAUCAAAAAGGCUACUGAGAAAGGAGUACCUUCUAGGGUGGGGGGUGCUACAACAAAGUUGAAUUCCAGUUCAGCAGCCUACCCUCCCCCACAGCGACCCUCGUCUCCGACCCAACUAAAAGCCAUUCCAAUUAAACAGGCAGACAGAUGGUUAGCAGGGGGUCGGGAUGUUAGCUGCACCUCUGCCAAACAUAUAUCUGUUCCUCCACCAGGUUGGAUGGAAGGGUUGGAAGAAAGAAGACCCCAAGUCUUCUCCAGCUAUGAGAGUAGGCAAACCCCAAGUUCAGCUACCUUCUGGACAACACUCUCUGGACCAACAACAGGGCGACCUUUGGGAAGAAGUGGACAGUUCUUAAUGAGAGGAUCUUCAGCUUCUCGUAGACAGUAUCAGUUUCAACCUACUCGUGUUUUUAUACAAAGGAGAUGAUGAAAGGUUACAGUCAUUUGACCAUGUCUACGUCUGCUUACACCUCAUUACAUUUCCAUUGAUAUCAUUU
Molecule: messenger RNA, 3100 nt
Organism: Stylophora pistillata
Lineage: Eukaryota; Metazoa; Cnidaria; Anthozoa; Scleractinia; Pocilloporidae
Source: RefSeq, a predicted model, not a curated record